UCUGCCCGUCGCCACUCCCUCCCCCUCUUCUCACCCCUUUGCCCCGUCACACCUCCCCCUCCUUCUCCCUUGCUUCUCCUUCCAGUCUGGUUCUUCUGUUGUGCGGUUGGCUUUGGUGAGGGAGCUAGGGGAGGGAUCUCGCGAUUGUUGGACUUUUUUUUUUUCUGGGGGGGAGAGUUAUUUUGGAAGAUGGCGCCCGUUGUUACGGGGAAGUUUGGUGAGCGACCUCAGCGUUUGACAAGGGAGGCUAUGAGGAAUUACUUGAAGGACAAAAAUGAUCAAACAGUGCUCAUACUACAUGCAAAAGUUGCACAAAAGUCAUACGGCAAUGAAAAAAGGUUUUUCUGCCCUCCACCUUGUGUGUACCUGAUGGGCAGUGGCUGGAAAAAGAAGUUGGAGAACAUGGAGAAGGAGGGGUGCACAGAGCAGGAGGCCCAGCCAUGUGCUUUCAUCGGGAUAGGCAACAGUGAGCAGGAGAUGCAGCAACUCAAUCUGGAGGGAAAGCAUUUCUGCACGGCUAAGACACUGUAUAUCAGUGACUCAGAUAAAAGGAAACACUUCAUGCUGUCUGUGAAGAUGUUGUACGGGAACAGCGACAACAUAGGAGUCUUCCUCAGCAAGAGGAUCAAGGUCAUCUCCAAGCCCUCGAAGAAGAAACAGUCUUUGAAAAAUGCAGAUUUGUGUAUAGCUUCAGGGACCAAGGUGGCGUUGUUUAACCGUCUGCGUUCCCAGACUGUCAGUACCAGGUAUCUUCAUGUGGAGGGGGGAAACUUUCUCGCCAGCUCCCAACAGUGGGGAGCCUUCUACAUCCACCUCUUGGACGAGGAGGAGUCAGAGGGAGAGGAGUUUGCUGUGAGAGAUGGCUAUAUUCACUAUGGCCAGACGGUCAAAUUGGUCUGUUCUGUUACUGGCAUGGCCCUGCCCAGACUGGUCAUUCGCAAAGUGGACAAGCAGACAGCAUUAAUGGACGCAGAUGACCCGGUGUCCCAGCUUCACAAGUGUGCCUUCUACCUGAAAGAUACAGACAAAAUGUAUCUCUGUCUCUCUCAGGAGAGGAUCAUCCAGUUUCAGGCCACACAGUGCUCCAAAGAGACAAACAAGGAGAAUGUAAACGAUGGGGCUUCCUGGACUAUCAUUAGCACUGACAAGGCAGAGUACACCUUUUACGAGGGAAUGGGACCGGUCCCAACACCAGUCACACCUGUCCCUGUGGUGGAAACUUUGCAGUUAAACGGGGGAGGAGAUGUGGCGAUGUUGGAGCUGACGGGACAGAACUUCACCCCCAAGCUCAGAGUGUGGUUUGGAGAUGUGGAGGCUGACACCAUGUACAGAUGUGGAGAGAGCGUCCUGUGUGUGGUGCCGGACAUUUCUGCCUUCAGGGAGGGCUGGCGCUGGGUGAGACAGCCGGUACAGGUCCCUGUCACACUUGUCCGCAAUGAUGGAGUCAUCUACUCCACUGCCCUCACCUUCACCUACACCCCUGAACCUGGGCCCAGACCCCACUGCGGUGCUGCUGGGGCUAUUCUGCGGACACAUAGCACCUCUUCAUCAUCACCAGCAUCUUCAUCUUCCCCAUCAUCCUCGUUGGGCGGGCUCGGGGAAGGCCAGGGGGCUUACAACAGUAGUGACUCAGUGUCGUCAGGGGCGUCGACCAUGUCGCUACUGUCAUAGUAAAUCUGGUUCUGUUUGUGUGCCGUUUGUGCUUUGAGCGGCUGAGAGAGAGUGUGCUUUGUACUUUUGAGCCAGAAUGGCUCAUGGACCUGUUAAGAAUUGCACACAGACUCAGAAACUCUUCAUCAGAGAGCAACUGUGAUCAUCGGGAAAGCUGAAGAAAGAUGGGAAAAAAAGCAAGGGUAAAGAGAAGACUGAAAUCUCUCUUUAGCUCCCUCUACUGGUUUGUUUCGGACCUUUCAAAAGUUACACUCAAAGGACCUCGAUAUUCAAGAUCUUCAGCUAAGAAAAUAAAAAUGUCUCAUGUUACCACUCUCACAACAACCGGAUUUGUACAAGAAACAAUAAUUUAGUUUUUUUAUUCGCCUAUGGGAAGCUAUUUUACCUGUGCUCUCUUUCUACUGAGGUCAAGUUUUUGCGUGAAAGGUCUUGUUGAUUCAUCUGCUGUUUGCAAGGGAAACAUUUGUUGUAAAAGUAACAUAGUUUUUACGGACCAAGGAAUAUUAUUAUAUUAUUUUAUUCAUAUUAUAUUUUAUAAACUUUUGCCGAGGUACAUUUGACUUUUCUUUUUUUUAUGAUAUUGCAUAGUAAGUUCACUUUUGUUACCAAAUAGAUUUUUUUCAUGUUGACUCCUUUUUGAGUUUUGUCUAAAUCUUUAGCUCACUGCGUGUUAUCAAGUUCAAAAACCUUCCCCAACUUUUUAUUAAAGUUGUCAUUUUUGGUAAGUGUAGUGUAUGUGUAAACUGUCAGUGUAUUCUGGGAAACCUGUACUUCCAAUCAGCUGUUUUUGUAUCAGAGUGCUUUGGACUGAGGUCUAAACACAAUCAGUUCUCUUUCUGUUAUAGCUAUGAACACAGCAGUACUUUGUUAUGUACAGUAGUGGAUCCUUUAAACAAAGUACAGAGUUUCUUUUAUGUCAAACAACAAAGAAAGGAGGACAAAAAUAGUAUCUGACUAGUCAUGUUAAAGAUUUAUUUCUCUCAUAGGGUUGGCCUUACUUUUCCUUUUGAGUUUGUGCUUAUGUGUUGGAAGAAGAGCUUUAACAUUGUUGCUUUGUAGCACUGUCUUCAAACAUGAACCAAUCUUUUGAACUUCGUCAAACCUGGUUUUGUGAAAUAAUGCACCUGACUGCAUCUGCACUAAAGCUCAAUUUAAUACAAUCAGCAGUGGUUGAGCUUUAGUUCUUAUGUGAUGAGGGAAUGACUUGUACAGAGUUAAACACCUAAGUGGUUCUUCCUUCACCUAGCUUGUUCACCAUGUUGAUUUAAAAAAAAAAACAACUUUGAACUGACUUACUGAACUAGUUGGGAAUGAUAAGAAGUCCUUGCCUUAAAAAAAACACAAAACUACAGAAUUUGUCUUGCCUUUAGUUCUCACACAAAAUCCUGAUUUGUAUCAGGCUUUUUUUGUCAUAAGUUCCAGAAUUCAAGUAAAUGUGGUAGGUUGACCAGCUCACUGCCAUCGCAAUGACGUACAUCGCUUGAUUCUUUGCAUGCCAGUUUAAGCAUAAAAAGUAAGUUUAUGGUUAUCAAGUUCCAUCUAAUCAAAAAUCUCCAUUUGAUUUGGUGCUCUCCGUAAACAACAGUCAGAUUGAUGCACCAUCUCUUGAUUUGAUUCGGUUACAUCACCAAGUUGUUUAUUCUUUCAUUUCGAUGUUGUCACACUUGAUACAAUCUCUGCUCAUUCCAAAUUAUUGAAUCAUUGGUCACCGGAUCCUUAAUCUGCCCUGUUUGUUUUCUCCCUACUGUGCCUUACGCUAAUGUUUCUGGCAGUCAAGUCCCAAAGUACUAUCUACGAGGCCAGGUGUGAUGUAACUGUGAACUAGCAUGGUAAAUCACCCGUCAACAUGUUAUACUGGCAGCUUUAUGAGUAUUUCCAUGGCUUUUUCGUUUAUUGAAAAAGUGUCUUUACUCUAAUCCUUCCUUUGAUUUCCACUGCUCUUUCCCUCUACGAUCAUCCCGCCAUAGUUUUAGUCAUGGUGUGUUAGUCUUUUUCAUAAGUAACUAAAUCUGACAAGGUUUCUUAGUAAAAGGUCAUGAAUAAAAACAAGCUGAAGCUGAAUAUCA
This is a messenger RNA of Eleginops maclovinus (Patagonian blennie), 3737 nucleotides long. RefSeq names its product recombining binding protein suppressor of hairless-like. NCBI's taxonomy places the organism in Eukaryota, Metazoa, Chordata, Actinopteri, Perciformes, Eleginopidae. Gene Ontology annotation, cellular component: MAML1-RBP-Jkappa- ICN1 complex; nucleus. Gene Ontology annotation, biological process: Notch signaling pathway; regulation of transcription by RNA polymerase II. The record is from RefSeq and is a predicted model, not a curated record. Gene Ontology annotation, molecular function: DNA-binding transcription activator activity, RNA polymerase II-specific; RNA polymerase II cis-regulatory region sequence-specific DNA binding.